Medioppia subpectinata is the source of this 248-nucleotide messenger RNA. The record is from the annotation of a GenBank genome assembly. Lineage: Eukaryota; Metazoa; Arthropoda; Arachnida; Sarcoptiformes; Oppiidae.
UUGUCUCCUUUUUAUAUUAUUGUCAUAAUUUGGUUAAAUGUCAAAAAAGCACAGAAAAUGUCAAAAUAGAUGUCUAUUAUGAGACCCUAUGCCCGGACUCUAUUCAAUUCAUUCGUCAAAAGCUAUUCCCCGUGUUUGGUAAGAUCGGCGAAAUAAUGGACAUUAAUCUCAUCCCAUAUGGAAAGGCAGAGCACACACAAUACAGAGAAGACGUGGAGAUCUACUGUCAUCACGGGUCCAAAGAGUGU